Zea mays is the source of this 1658-nucleotide messenger RNA. RefSeq lists its product as uncharacterized. Lineage: Eukaryota; Viridiplantae; Streptophyta; Magnoliopsida; Poales; Poaceae. The record is from RefSeq and is a predicted model, not a curated record. Bases 476 to 1336 code for a protein of 286 amino acids. Gene Ontology annotation, molecular function: zinc ion binding; ubiquitin-protein transferase activity. The transcript has 8 exons. Gene Ontology annotation, cellular component: membrane. Gene Ontology annotation, biological process: protein ubiquitination.
CGUCCCCGUCGCCCUUCCGGCGGCGCUAGAUCCCGCGUGGGGGGACUGCGGUUCCCCGCGCCUGCAAAGGCGCCGGUCGGUCGGGCCGGCGCUGCGUGUGGCGUGUACCCUUUCGUGUCCUGUCUCGCUGCCGUCGCUUCUCGCGUGGGGGAUGGGGUUCCCCUCGUUCUCGCCGCCUGCCGGCUCGUGGUCCUCGUGGGAUUCGCAUGUAGAGGUCCAGUUUCUGCUUAGGUUCGGGGGCCAUGGAGCUGGAGGCAGAGCUGUUGCUAGGGUUCAUUAGUGUCGGCUCCCGAGUCCCGACUCCAGCAGUCCAGUUUCAGUAAACGGGGGAGGGCGGUAUACCCUGCUCUUCGAAAUGGAGGCUCUCCAUUUUUAGGCACGGGUCAGCAGCACUGCCCCUGUAUCGCAUCUUAAGGAGAUCGGUUCCUGCGUGCAGAGGCGGCAACAAGCGCUGCAGAGGGAGGAGGGAUUUGGGAUGGCUGGUGACGACCAUGUGGUGGUUGACGUGAACGGCUUAGCAAAAUCCAAGGAUGACGGGGGUUCCAAGAAGCUGUCUGAGGAUGCAAAUGGUUCGGCUCCGGCUGCUGCAUCUUUGUCAGCAGCUGUUGACUUGGUCCAGGAGGAGGAGGAGGAGGAGGGUGAUGGGGAGGAGGAGCCGCUAAUCCAGGCCGCGGAGUGCCGCAUAUGCCAGGAGGAAGAUAGCGUGAAGAACCUCGAGAAACCGUGUGCUUGCAGCGGCAGUCUCAAGUAUGCUCACAGAGCUUGCGUGCAACGCUGGUGCAACGAGAAAGGAGACACUACUUGUGAAAUUUGUCAUGAGGAAUACAAGCCAGGUUACACUGCGCCACCUCGUGUUCAGCCAGAUGAGACAACCAUAGACAUUGAUGGUGAUUUGGUUAUGGAUUUGCGAGACCCAAGGAUUCUUGCUGUAGCAGCUGCCCAACAUCGUCUUCUUGAGGCAGAGUAUGAUGGUUACGCUAGUACAGAUGCUAGUGGUGCUGCAUUCUGCCGUUCAGCUGCGCUUAUUUUAAUGGCACUGUUGCUUCUAAGGCAUGCAUUGUCUAUGUCAGACAACGAAGGAAACGAUGAUGACGCUUCUACCAUAUUCUCGCUUUUUCUGCUUCGAGCUGCUGGGUUUCUGCUGCCGUGCUACAUCAUGGCAUGGAUAUUCAGUAUUUUGCAUCGCCGUCGACAAAGACAGGAAGAGGCUGCACUGGCGGCUGCAGAGGUGGCCUUCAUCCUACAGUCGGCCAGGGGCCGCGCCCUCCAGUUUGCCAUCGCUCCAGACUCCCCCGCCACCCCGCAGCAUGAGCCAGUGUCGCAGCAACAGCAAUAGUGGCUGACAACCACAUCCCCAGUAGUUGCUCACGACUACUGACCAUACGUAUCUGUUUCGUUUUCUUGGGCAUCAUACUGAGUCACAAAGGUUAAGCCUGGGCUUCUGCCUCCCGUGGCCAGUUUGGGUGUCAGUGUCACCCAAAGUUCGUUACACCCGAAACCUUGUGCUUUGUAUUAAACCGAGUGUGAUCCGAGAAUAUACCAAUUUAAUGUAAAUUCAUUCUUGUUCUUACUGCGGCAUCAUUAUUAACCGUUGUAUGCACUGUAAUGUACAGUCUUUCAUAAUACUAUUUAUUUUUCUAUAUGGCAUAUUUGAUAGA